GAAUAAAAAAUCUAACCUUCUGAAUCCAGACAAUUUAGAAUCCGAGUGGACAACGGCAGAGCCAAAUUUCAGGAGAUAUGACACUGUACCUGGAAAUGAAGGUGAGGUUGCAUAUCAAACCUUAUAGAAGGUACUUUAUCUAUUCUAUAAACUGUAUUUUAACGUCCUUUGUUUCUGUAACAGGUUUCAGUCACAGUACCUUUACACCAGAACUGGAGAAUGUGGAUACCUCUACGAAG
Messenger RNA from Pelobates cultripes (western spadefoot toad), 239 nucleotides. The record is from the annotation of a GenBank genome assembly. Lineage: Eukaryota; Metazoa; Chordata; Amphibia; Anura; Pelobatidae.